Molecule: messenger RNA, 6174 nt
Organism: Copidosoma floridanum
Lineage: Eukaryota; Metazoa; Arthropoda; Insecta; Hymenoptera; Encyrtidae
Biological process (GO): negative regulation of translation
Cellular component (GO): nucleus; cytoplasm
Molecular function (GO): mRNA binding
Source: RefSeq, a predicted model, not a curated record
GUGAGACGGUGAGGACGACGUCGCGCGCGCGGACGACAAGUAUAGUAUAGUAACAGUCCAGGCAGGCAAGCAAAGGACCCCAAACGACCAUUGACACCAACCUAGGCUACAGGAGCAGAGCAGAGAACAUCGUUGGCACUUUUUCUUUCCUCGCACACAUCGCAUCGCAAACAUCUCUUUCAUCACGUCAACGACAGGGACACGCGUACGCACAACGUAUCAGCAGCAGCAGCAGUGGUGGCCAGGAGACAGGAGACUAAAGUGUAUAUAGAAAGAGACAGCGCGAUCGAAUUUUCUGGCCGUUUGCCUAUGGUCGUCGUCGUCGUCGCCGCGGUGACCCACCGUGUGUGUGAGUGUGUGUGUUUUACCUACCCUUAUCGCGCGCUUUGUACUGCCCGCAGAGUCCCGCAGUAUAACAACAGCUUCGGCAACAGUUCCCUCUUGUCCAGAAAUCUCCGCUGCUGCUGUACCGAAGCAGCAGCCGCCUGCGUUUUACUAGUGGUCUAAAUAAUACAUAUAUAUAAUAUAUACAUAUAGAAAUUACUCCAGGGGCCACGGAGCAUUGAGGACGACGAGGAGCCAUCAGAGAGCCAGAGUUAUCGCGUAUUACAGUGGUUCGAUAGAUUGUUGUUGUUUUUUAGCAAGAUAAUUAGGACGGUAACAACAAGGAGCUUUUCCCAAAGUACAGAUAUAUUAAUACAUGCACACACAUAAUUAUACACAUACACAAGAGCAUCAGGACCUGGAGCCAAGAGUUGCUAUAUUCGUGUCGCACAGACGUUCUGGCGUUUGUCUCUUUUCGUUCUAGGACUUGAAGGGAGAACAAGGCAUUAGAUAUAAAUACGAACUCGUAUACACGCGUGUUUGGAUAAGAAGGCCGUGGAUUAACAUAAAUAAAAUUUUAAAAAAUAGAGUCUGUGAUAUUAGGCAGUACAUAUGUAUGCAUAAGUUAUACAUGUAUAGCUAAGAAAUAUUUGGAGAACUAGUGUACAAAGAACGAGAGACUGUUUUGUCGAAAAGAGUGCAUGUGAGAGUGAAAGCAAGCAAGUGAUCAAGUGUAGAAAACAAGAUUGAUUGAUUGUGACGAAUACAUUGAUUUGCCAAGUGUAAAGUUUGACCAAAUAACAUUUAGACUAAAGCAUCUUGGGGUGUUUAACGAUAAAAGUCUGGGAGCUAGGAUAAAGUGAGUCAGGGGCUUGAAAUCAGGGCUUAGAGGACCAUGUCAACUAGCUCCAGCAGUAGUGAUAAACUUGCUCCGGAUCCCAAGGAUGAAACCCCAGGAGACGAGGCGAUCAUUUCGCUAUCGAUUGCCGGAGAGGUGACCGAUCCUUCAAUCGUAAAAGUGGGCCGAUCGAGGCCUCAGUACCAAUAUUCAAGGGAAGAUCUGAUGAGGAUUAGGCUUCUCCCUCUGUCGAAGCGAAAACCUGACUGUCUUGAUCCUGCCCACAACACCAAUUCGCGCAGUAUUCGAGAUUUGGAACUGUGGAUCGUCGAAAGGAAGCGUAGCGAAACGCCACCCGAAAAGGAAGCAACGUCGCGCACCCGCAGCGAUCCUCCGGCUGAAAACAACGCCAAGCGUCGUAGCGGCGAUCCUCGCGAGCGCAUCCGUAAAGAGCAGGACGGUAUCGUGCUGAGCCCGCAGCGGCGUAGCUUCAAUUCGGGCUGCUUCGUCAACGUUACCGAUACCGUCAAGCAGCGUCCUCCGAGCCCCGUAGGGAAGCCCGAGAUACCUCAUCGAGAACCGGGACGGCGUAUCGGCAGCGGGCGUAUCAUUACGCGCGACGUCUGGGACUUCCGUUCGGAAAACGACAAGCUCGAUUCGGACUACGGCUUCCGUCCCGGGGACCGUGAUCGUGAUCGUGAUCGUGAUCGUGAUCGUGAUCGGCCAAAUGAUCGGGGCCCCCUGCGUGACCUGGAUCGGCGCGACCGUGAUCGUGAUAGGGAUCGCGAUAGAGACAGGGACCGCGACCGAGAUGAUCGGUUCGAAAGGCGCUCCUUUGGUCGUGACUUUGGCGACAGGGACCGCGAUCGGCACGACAGAAACGACAACAGAGACCGCGAUCGCCACGACAGAAAUGACCGAGAAAAGGACCGUGGUGGACGAGAUCGUGGGAGGUAUGGCAACGAUCGCAGGCGAACAUUCAGCGACAAUCGAGAUAUGGAGGAGCCUGAAUGGUUCAGCUCGGGCCCGACAUCUCAACACGACACGAUCGAGCUGCGUGGCUUUGAGGAUAUACCGGAAGAUAAGGCAACGAGCAGCGGAAACGCGAGCGCCAAAAAUAAAAAGCAGUCGCCGGCUCAGAAGAAACGCAACAAGAAAGCCAUCGAAAAGGAGGAGAAGGCUGCCGCCGCAGCAGCAGCUGCUGCGGCCGCGGCUGCGGCUGCUUCAACUGCCCCCCGAGCUUCUACGGGCGGUUCCACUGAAAAGAACGAGACUGGUCCUAAAGCUCGCAGCACACCAACUAUAAUGGAUCAAUCGAUCCUGUCGAUCACGCCACAUUCGCCGAUAUCUGAAGAAAACGAAUCAAAGUCUUCAGAGUCUAAGGAAAAGUCCACUGAAAACGAGAAAAGUGCCAAGCAGACAACCGGUUCCAAAGAGCAGUCCGGUGACACUGCCGGUAAAAAUGAAAAGGAUGAUCAUACUAAUUUCAAUCUUGAUGACUUCCUCAAAAUGGAUACCUUUUCUGCUGUUUCUGGCCUUCUAUCGAAUGGUGUUGGCUCAAACGAUAAUGCUGGCUCGCGCUUUAGUCAGUGGUUCAAACGUGAGAGUCCAACUUUGCAACAGCAGGAGCAACAAAACCAACAGUAUGAUUCUCUGCGCACCUCCAUUCAGGACGAAUUGCUGAACAACCUUCUCAACGACAUAGUCGAGCCCAAAAUACAGAUUCCAUCGGUUACCGAGUCCAACGCCUACUUUGCACCUAUAUCUCCAGCGGCCAACACACUUAACAAUAACGUGAUGCGGCCGCCCCAGAUGCCCCCACAGUCUACUCAGAGCGGUGGUGUUAAACUGCUGGAGAUGCUGCAGCGCAACAACAAGCCGCCCAAUCAAAAUGGCCAGAAUGACAUAAGCAAUAUCAUUCCUCUGAUGAAGAAUACAUCGAUCAAGGAAAUGGGCACAAAAGUUGUUAGCUUGGAAGAAUUGGAAGCACGCAUGCGAGGAGGAGUACCAUCCACACCGUUGCAACCAGAUUUCACAAAGCCAAACAAAUCUGAAGAAGAACUUUCGGCUUUUAAAAAACUGCUUGCUCAAGUUAGUGGAGGACAAGCAGUACCUGCGACAAAUGGUCCUAAUGCGCAAAAACAGACUCCGAUACCCCCACCAACGCAGCAGACAAUCCAACAACCCAUUACCCUCAUGCAGAUGCUAAAUUCCGCUUUAAAGAGCCAACAGUCCAUGCCUCAUCCUCAAGCACAACCACCCCACCUCAACAGCCACCCACCAUCUGAGCCUAUGCAGGUGCCCCCUACGUACAACCACAUUGGUCCUCUGGGUCCUGUGCAACAUCCACAUCAAUCUCAGAUGCAACAUGAGAAUCUCAUGAAGGUGCUGCAAAUUCAACAACAGCAGCAACAGCAACAGCAAAAGCAGCGGCAGCAGUCUGAAAUGUUGUCAAUGUUGAUUGGAAGUGGACCUCAGCAGGCUCAACCUCCGCCUCAGCAACAGCCUGACAAUGUUUCUAUUGCCCAGGCCCUUCAAAGAAUGAUUGGAGCCAGCCCAAUACCAGCUGACGUACAGAUGAUGGUAAACAAUACUCCGUCCACUCGAGAACUAUUGCAAAGACCAGAGGCGGAGGCUCUUAUUCGAGGCUUGCAACGGGGAGAGAUUACAAGGCAGCAUCUCUUCCAGCAAUUACAGAAUCCAGCCGUACAGCAUCGUUAUCGGGAAGUUGUGCUGAGUAUUUUGAAACAUUAUGGUGCUUCUACUCCUCGACCUUCUUACCCGCAAUCAAACUAUCCUUCUCAGGACCAGUUGUUGCAACAGAUGCUGUUUCAGCAACAACAACAGCAGCAGCAGCAGCAACAGAGAAUACCCUCUCCAAUUAAUAACGCGAUGGGUCACCGUGUACCGUCUCCACGAGAACUUGCCAUAAAUACUCAGUCGAUAAUUCAAAAUGCCCUUCUUAAAAAGAAACUUGAGGAGCAGCGCGAAAACUACCGUAAGCGACAGGAACAUCAACAGCAACAACGCUCUGGCACACCAGUAAAUUUACCAGUCAAACAGACGCAUAGCCCGACGCCCCUAGCAUUUACGCCAACCUCCGUCCUUCGCAAGAUGACCGCUGAAAAGGAACCCGAGGGCGGUCAAGAUCCGUCGAAGCUGCUUGUAAACCAGACGGCUCACUUGCAACACCUACAAUCACAACAGCUGACUCAACAACAGCAACAGUUGCUGGGACGACACCCGACGUCGUUGCGACCACAGCAGACGCAACAGCAGCAGCCGCCGCCCCAACAGAUCCAGCCGAAUUGGACUAAUCCAGCGCUCGUCACUAAACAACCACCUGGUCGACCGAUCGUCAAGGGUGGAAGUAAUGCAAGUCAGCAACAGUUCCCAUACAGCAGCAAUGUCGACUUCCAACAGCAGCAGCAGCAACAACAACAACAACAACAGCAACAGCGCAUCGCGUCAAAUAUAUUCGGAAACAACUCAGCGCGCUCGAAGCACACAUUACCUGGUGGAACGUCUCAAUCUGUUGGUUUGCAGAACGUACCUCCUCAGCAAAGUUCUAUGAUGGCACAGCAGAGGCAGUCCGAUCCCAUUAAACAGAUGCGCCACAUCAGCCUACUCCAAGAGGAACUUGUCAUACAGCAGCAACAGCAGAUGAGGGUCAUCAACUCACAACAAUCACUCAGUCAGACUUUUAACUCUGCCAGACCUGAAGGACGAGCUAUGCGUCCACAGCAGCUCAAUGUGUCAAUUGGCGGCCGUGGUCAGAACUCUCCGGGCAUGGGUGGUUUCAUGGGAGGUGAAGGUGGUAACGGGGGUGAUCUAUCUCCCACCUCGAACCAGCUGGCGAGAUGGUUCAGUCCGGAAUUAUUGGCCCAGGCGCGCGCUGGCAAGCUGCCCGAUCUAGGACAAACCAACGUGCUCUCGCUCGAAGAGCUUGAAAGACUCCAGCAUGCCUCUACAACCGUUCACAAUUGAACUGACUGAGCAAAAGACGCUUUCGUGUAUCAUGUAAACAAAAGAUUGAGCAUUAGAGAGAUAGAUUCAAAGAAUCGUGCUCGAGACGAAGAGAGGAAAGCUCGAAGAACAUUGCCUGUCCACAUGGUAUCCCUACUUACUUUGUCUAGAUUUUUUUUUUAUUUUUUGUUGAAUAGCAUUUCUUUCGAUGACGAGAAUAAGUCGUAUGUGAUUGGGUUUUAUUUUAAUUUUUGAUUGGUUGAUCAUUGAAAUUUGCCACUUUUCGUUUGAGAAACAUGCUCAACAAUAUCUCAAAAAUGUAACAAGCAUGAAUGCUUUAAUCACAAAAACCCACAAUAUUUCAUUCACUUCAUUUUAUCAUGGAAAAAAAAUAAAAAAACUUUUGAUAAAAUUUUGAAUUACUUUUUUGUAGAAAUUUACGUAAAACAAAAAGUGCCAAACAUCAAGAUUAAUUCAUUCAUCAAAAUAUAUUUGGUUUAUACUCCACAUGAAAUUACUAACAUACCUUUUUUUGUGCCAAAGUUACUAAGGUAAUAUUAAUGUUUUUAAUAAUAUUUUCAAAAAUAAUCGUAAUCAAACUCGAUUACCUACGACUUUUUCUCUCUGUAACUGUUAUUCUUAAAGUCUUAUGUGAACAGCGCGAUUAUUGCACUGUACGACAUGUUAACUUGUUAACAGCAUUAACUAUGUUAUAUAUUUUUUCGAAAAUUCGUUAACUAUAAGAACUUACUCAGUUCGUGUUAUUUCAAUUUUCCUUAAAAAGAAAAUAGUUUUUUUAUAAAAAACUGCUGUAUUGAAAAGUCGUAACUUUUGGAGAAAAAAAAGUCUUUCGAAUUAUGAAAUAAAUGAUUAAAACGACUAAUUAUUUGUUUCUUAUUUUUUACUCAUGCUCAGGUUGCACGGCAGUUAUGAUUUAUCUGAAUAAAGAUAGCUCUGUUAAUGAAAAAUCCUUUUUAUUCAAAUUACUCGUUUGAAAUGUAAAAGUUGAUUCUACUUAAAAAGUUACAACUUUGAUGCUAGAAUAA